Messenger RNA from Anguilla anguilla (European eel), 3539 nucleotides. RefSeq names its product abl interactor 1-like. Gene Ontology annotation, molecular function: SH3 domain binding. NCBI's taxonomy places the organism in Eukaryota, Metazoa, Chordata, Actinopteri, Anguilliformes, Anguillidae. The record is from RefSeq and is a predicted model, not a curated record. Gene Ontology annotation, cellular component: lamellipodium.
UACGUUUACAUUUCAACAAGAAUGCUCUUGAACCUGUGCUAUGUUCUUGACAAUGAUUAGUGCACCUCUAAUAGACUGCAAACUAAAACGGCUGAAAAUAACGUAAUUUAAAUAAUCUUAUAAAAACGCAUUACGUUUAAUUUAUUUAAUUAUUCGUUUUUGCAGUCUUCAAAUUGCAUCCAGGAUCUAUGAGUAUAGUACCCAUAUUCAAUAUAUCAACCGAGAGCAAUAUAGCUGUAUUUACUUCCGUUCUACCAUUGCUGUGUAUUGCUGGCGUUGUGUAGCUAUUUAUUAUAAAACGCGCUUUGUCAGUUCCUCACAGCAUUUAAGUUUGGAACAUGUACACAUUUUAGCGCCAUGACACUCUUGCAAGUGUGAAACCGCCGACAUCAAGGAAGUCGUGUUUUUAAACAAAAAAAAAAACCCCCAGGGCGGACACAAAACACUGCCUUUAAAGGCUUUUCACGUUCAGUAGAAAGUGGUUAGCUGCUUCUCUUUUCAUUAUUUCAAUCAGUGACAGCCGCCGUCUCCGUGGGUUGCGCUUCUGCAAAUUGAUGCUUUUGUGCUGUUCUGCGUCUCCCACGGGUAGUUUCUGAACGAGCAUUGCGGUGCUGUGCAGAGCGCGAAGAGAGAGCGACGGAAAGAGUGCCAGGAUGAAGGACCAGAACUGCGCUGAGGAGAUAACGCAAAUUCUUCAAGAUGCACCCUCCGCAAGGCAAGCUCUGCUUGACAACUACACUAACCUACACAAGGUGGCCGAAUACUGCGAGAAGAACUACCUUCAGGUUGAGGACACCAGCAAGGCCUUGGAGGAGACGAAGGCCUUCACCACGCAGUCUCUGGCCAGUGUGGCCUACCAGAUCAGCACCCUGGCCACCAACGUGCUCAAGCUGCUGGAUGCUCAGACCUCACAGCUGCGGCAGAUGGAGUCGUCCAUCAACCUCAUCGCCCAGACGGUGGACAUGCACCGUGAGAAAGUGGCGCGAAGAGAGAUCGGCAUGUUCACCACGGCAAAGAGGGUGCCGCGCAGCAACAAGGUCAUCCCGCCGGCGGCCAGCCGGGAGCCCAAGGCCAAAUACUCCCGCACCCCCAUCACCUACACCGAGCUGGACACGCUGGGACACGGCAUGAAGAACUCCGGGAAGGACCAGGGGAAAUCUGGAUCUGUGACCCAGAAGAGGAGCAUAAGAGAGGGAGGCGGCACCCUGGGUCGGAGCGCUCGCCCUGUGGAACCCGUCGCGUGUCCUACUGCCCCAUCUAUGUCUCGGGGCGUGUCCACAUCCUCCCUCAGCGAGCGUUCUGUGGGGUCUAGUUUUGGAAUAGCGGUUUCUCCGCCCGUGGCACCCAACUGGACUUCGCAGGACAUUGCCUCUCCUCUGAUGGAGGAGAGCCCGCCUCCACCGCCCCCGCUGGCUCUGACGGACUCCAACGUCCCCCUCCCCCCCCCUCCCCCACCCCUCUCCAUGGACAUCCCCCCUCCCCCUCCACCACCCCCCGCAGCCAGCACCCCGGGGCCCCCCAGCUUGGCCUGUGUCCCCCCUCCUCCCCCAGCACCCCCGCUGGAAACUGUGGCUGAAGAGAAUGGAUUUCCCCCCCCAAUAUCAGAAGUUGCCUUUCCCCCUCCAGUCAGCGAUACAUUUGAUCUUCCAGCUCCACCCCCUCUCCCGGGCAUUGGGUCAAGCUCAGGCACGGCGUUGCGCUCCAAACGCUCACGGGGCCCGCGCCACCCUCCCACCUCCCGCUCGGGGUCCCUCAGGGUCCGUGUGGGGCCCUCAACGCGUUCUCUGCACACACUGUCUCUCUGCCUGCCCCCCUCUCACUCGCUCAUGAUUCCCCCGCCCCCUCCAUACCCCCCUCCUCUAGCCCCCCUGGCCACGCUGAGCAAUCUGUCCCGCGUCCCCGCCCAUCUGCAGCACCUGGACCUUCAGUUCCAGGCCCCGCCCCCUCCACCUGAUAUGAUGGGAGGCUUUGAUGACUUCUCGGCCCCCCUCCCACCGCCUGUGGACUACGACUCCCCUCCUCCACCCAACAUCAACGAGAAAGUGGUGGCACUGUACAGUUACAACUCUGGCAACCCUGGAGACCUGGCCUUCGAGAAGGGUGACAUCAUCUACGUCACCAAGAAGAACGAGGACGGCUGGUAUGAGGGCGUGCUGCAUGGGGCGGAGGGGUACUUCCCAGGGAACUACGUGGAGUCCACCAGCUAACCAGUCAAGAGUGAGGCCUUCUAACCAGGCCCACAGACCAACGGUCACCCCCCCCCAAUUUCUGGCCCCCCUCCCCCCUCCCCUUUCCACCAAAGCCUGGGGGUACCUUACUGGAAGCCCUCAGACCUUGGGGGGGAGGGGGUCCCUUAAUUUCCCCAUCAGAUAAGUCCCUUUGACAGCUUCUCGGUGUCGUGCUUCACAUGGCCUCUAAUGUCAUACAUGCAUAGUGCAGGGAUCACAGCUGAAAUAUCUGCAUUUUUAAAAAUUGUUACUUCAAGCUACGGGUGAAACUCUGCAGAUGUUCAGCCAUCAUGGUCUGUUCACACUUUUAUUCUGACAACAUUUCCACAAAGGGUUAAAUAGCCAUGAAACAAGACACCAUGAAUUGCAGAACUGCAUUCCUUUUGUUUACAAGACCAGGCUCUGAAAACAGCCUUUCAUAAACGGGAUUCACUGUAAGUGUGUGUCGUACUGUAAUGUGUCUACCAGUAACUUUAGGGUUACCAGCUAGUGGUGGGGGACUUUUUUUUGGAUAAAUCACCAGUUGUUCACCUUACAGUUAAACUGGAGCAUUAGAUUGUUUUUUUUUACCUCCCCAAAAUGUAACCAUCAAUUGUGUCUCCCAAGUUACCAACUAGGGUGCCAAGUGCACCACAAACUAGUGUGCAAAUGGCUCUGAUAGCAAGCAAAUAUUUUACACCCUGCAGGUCAUACAGGAGACAUCAGUAGUGACAACUGGUAGCCACUAGGCAUUCCUAUUGUAGUUCUCUUAGGAAUCUACUUUAGGGCUAACUAUAUGGCCUGCCAGCAUUAAAAUUUAACAGUUAUAUAUUGACUGCGCCAUAUGUGAGCCACAAGUUCUCUUAGAAAUUUAGAGAAAUUUUACUAGUUAAUAGUGGAGGAUGGAGGCUGAAUGGAGUGCAUCAUAGCUGCCAUGAGAAAAAUGGAAGCUAUUGAAUUAACACAUGGAUUAAAUCAGCUAGCACUUACAUUGAAUUGCUUUAAUCAAGACACUUAUUUGAUUUUUUUUUCCAAUCUAAAUUUCAAUAUUUUAUCAUUUUACAUACUUGUGGUGAAACAAAUGUGUGUGUGAAUUCAAAUAAGAUACAAAGUAAUAUAUGAAAUUACAGAGAGUAAUGGAAAUUCAUAUUAUAAAUAUGUAUGUUUAGUAAAAUGUGAAUUUAUAGUAAGGAUGUAACAUUUUCUACAAUUGCGUGUAUGCAUAAAAGUAAGGGUAAAUUUUUGAAAUGUUUGGAAAAUUAUUUUGAAUGAUGUGGAUAGUGAUGUAAUUGAAGCUUUCCAGUAUUAAAUAUGACACUUAUAUUAAAAAAA